Molecule: messenger RNA, 780 nt
Organism: Penicillium canescens
Lineage: Eukaryota; Fungi; Ascomycota; Eurotiomycetes; Eurotiales; Aspergillaceae
Exons: 2
Coding region: 1-780 (259 amino acids)
Source: RefSeq, a predicted model, not a curated record
AUGACGCUCAGUAUCUCGAUUGAUCCAGACCCGCACGGCUCGGAUCACUCUUUGUCCGACGAGGACUCGUCUGGUGUGCAUGUUUCUGUACCUUCGGAGGGAAGCCAUGAUUUCCAGGACUAUGAUGAGUGGGCGCAUUUGCCUUAUCCGCAUGAAUUGAAACCGUCUGAUUCAGCCUCCCGACCAAGAACUUCACGCAGCCGCCCGCUCCACGGUUCACACUCCGCUUCGGGCCGUCGCCCAACAUCGCGACGUAUGAUUCCAGAACGCGACUCGUUCGCCUCUCGAGGCCGAAGACAACGAUCCCCCGAUUCUCCUGACAGUGUGGAAUCGGAUGAAUUUCCUCCUCACUUUGAACGACCACCACCUGAUCGGAGGGCGUGGCCCCCAACAGCGCCACCUCCCCCUGGUUACGCUCACAGCCAGUCCUCUGGUCCAUCUUACAAUGCCUACCCUCCCGUGCCCGGUCAUCAACCUCCUUACGCGCAUCCCAACGCCCAAAUCACCUCUGAUCUGAUGAGAAUCGGUCAUCCCAACCAAGCCACGCAGCCCCCUUAUGGGGCUCCUUCACCUUACGGGUACAACCCUCAAUUUCAACCCCCCACGGCUCUCCUAUGCAUCAUUUCUUCCCGGAUCAAUCCCAACAACGGCAUAUGCCUCGCCAGCCACCUCAGUCGCGAAAUGAUCUGCACAAUCCGCAGGCGCAUAUGCCACACCCCAUGGCGCCCCAUGGCGCCCCCAACCCUUAUGGGGCACCUCCUUUCCCCUCGCAUGAGUUGA